Messenger RNA from Orbilia oligospora ATCC 24927, 675 nucleotides. RefSeq lists its product as uncharacterized. The transcript has 2 exons. NCBI's taxonomy places the organism in Eukaryota, Fungi, Ascomycota, Orbiliomycetes, Orbiliales, Orbiliaceae. The coding region runs from base 1 to 675 and encodes 224 amino acids. The record is from RefSeq and is a predicted model, not a curated record.
AUGCGAUUCAAUAGCACCGCUACUGUCUCAACUACUACUAGAUUGCCUUCUCAGACAUGCGUGGCUCGAAGGGCUCUUGACGUUCGUCAAGCGGCCGGUGGCUUUCCGGAGUCUUGCUCAUGCUUUCUUACCACCACGCGGCAGACUGGUGUAUACACGAUUCUAUUGACGUCCAUCCUCUCCCCUAAUGCAACAAUCACUUCCGUAGUCACAUCCAGAAGGACGUUAACGACUACAAGUACCCGUGUUACGACAACCAGGACAGUCCAAACUCUUUCACUUCGAACAACUGUCAGAACUACCUCGAUCACUGUCUGGCGAACCUCCACGACCACCAUAGCAUCCACUCGAACCGUGCGACUAACUUUCGCCGCCUCUUGUACCGCCCCUCUUACUAUUAACACCCAACCAGCCACAGCCAACCUCGUAAACGCCGCGCCUGUUAAAGUUAAAGAUUUCAAGGAUUGUUGUAACCGUUGUUUUGCAUCAAAUGGUUGUAACAGUUAUGAAUACCGAAAUGCGAGCAAAGAUUGUAUUUUGCGGUAUUCUAAAAACUCCACGGGUACUUGCCGAACGCCUAAUUGUCCAUUGGGCAGGCAGAUCUUCAACCGGGGUGGCGCAGCAUCUGGAAAGGUUUGGGGUACUGGACCAUGUUAUGGCGGCUUACGGACUUAA